UCUGACCGGAGGUAGCGGCGGCGCGCGCGAAGAUGCCAAGUGGCGACCGGUGAGCCGUAAAAGUGGACGCGAACCGCUGUGUUGGCGCUUUUCGUGGCUGCAACCGCCGGGCCUGGCAACGAUUCACGAAGGAACGUGCUACGUCUGUGAUUGCGCGACUCCGGUGGGCGCUGCCAACAAGACCCUGGGCUCGCUCGGACCCCUGGCACGGUCCACGCCGCUCGCCGCGUCGACGGUCAAAGGCCCCGAGGCCAGUGGCGAGGAGCCUCGUCUUUCAGACACACAGAGCACCACUUCCUUGUCACCUAAGCAGUCUAAUUGUGACUUCUCUAAGGGGGAUGUCAUGGCUGGCGACUCGACGCAGAUGUCUGCGAAACUUGCCAAGAGGGAAUCCUACAAGGCACAGCGCAAGCACUACCGGUGCGAGAAGAAGCGGGUCGCCAUGGAGCUGUCCAGCACACUUACGGACCCGUCGAUCAUUGUGCUAGCUGACUGGCUCAAGGUGCGGGGCAGCCUCAAGGGCUGGACCAAGCUGUGGUGCGUGCUCAAGCCAGGGUUGCUGCUCCUCUACAAGAGCCCGAAGAUCGCCAAGAGUAGCCAAUGGGUCGGGACCGUCCUGCUGAAUGCAUGCGAGCUGAUUGAGCGACCUUCCAAGAAGGAUGGGUUCUGCUUCAAGAUCUUUCAUCCACUUGAGCAAUCCAUCUGGGCAUCACGGGGUCCCCGAAAUGAGGCAAUAGGUGCCCUGGUGCAGCCUCUGCCAGUGAGCCACCUAAUCUUCCGGGCACCCUCCGAGGCAGCAGGCAAAUGCUGGAUGGACGCUCUGGAGCUUUCGCUUCGCUGCUCCUCACUGCUGCUGCGUUCCAUGACCUCUGGGCAUCUGCGGAGCAACAGCGGUGGUGGAACCGGGCUGGGCAACACCCGUGACUCCACGUCAUCAGCGGGAGGCAUCGGUGGGGUGGAAGCUGAGCUCUCGCACAUAGUGAGCACUCCGACCACUGCCACCUCGCAGCUGCGGCACUGGAAUGAGAGUGACCUCGAGAACCACUUCAAGGACCAAGACCUGGGUGACGAUGCACCCACGGACGACCAGCGCGACGGCACCCAGAGCUUGCGUUCGAGUGACACCGACUCCGAGGAGGAAGAGCACCAACGGCUGACAGAGGACAGUGGAGAGGCAGAGGAAGUUGAGGAGGAACCAGAGACACCGUAUCAGGAAGAGAGCAAUGAGGAACUUGGAGAGGCGGGUGAUGCAGGCCAGACAGAGGAGGUUGCAGAGGAAAAUCGCAGCCUCAUCUGGGCCCUGGUGAAGCAGGUUCGGCCAGGCAUGGACCUGUCCAAAGUGGUGCUGCCCACCUUCAUCCUUGAGCCACGGUCUUUCCUCGACAAGCUCGCUGACUACUACUACCAUGCUGACAUCCUGUCCAAGGCUGUUCAGGAAGACGACCCCUUGACACGGAUGAAGCUGGUGGUGCAGUGGUACCUAUCCGGUUUCUAUAAGAAGCCCAAGGGCCUCAAGAAGCCCUACAACCCCAUUCUUGGCGAGGUGUUUCGCUGCUGUUGGAAGCACCCAGAGACGGGCAGCCGAACUUUCUAUAUUGCUGAGCAGGUCUCUCAUCACCCGCCAAUUUCCUCUUUCUAUGUGAGCAACCGACCAGAUGGCUUCUGCAUCAGUGGAACAAUUUUGGCAAAGUCAAAGUUCUAUGGCAACUCACUAUCGGCAAUUCUGGAAGGCACAGCGCAAUUGUCCUUUUUGACGAGGGGCGAGACGUACACAAUCACCAUGCCGUACGCUCACUGCAAGGGCAUCCUCAUGGGCACCCUUACCAUGGAGCUCGGAGGCAAGGUGAACAUCGUAUCGGAGAAGACGGGCUACCGCACCGAACUCGAGUUCAAACUCAAGCCAUUCCUAGGUGGGCCUGAGUUGUGCAACUUGGUGACGGGGAAGUUGAAGCUAGGCAAGGAGACCUUGUUUCUCAUCCAGGGUCAUUGGGAUGGGCAGAUUUUCCUGCGAGACAAGAGGACACAGGAGGAGCAGGUGCUGUGGCACCCAACCCAGGAAGUGAAGUCGAAACGGCUAAAACGAUCCACAGUGCCCUUGGAGAUUCAGCAAGAAUAUGAAUCCGAAAGGCUGUGGCAGCACGUGUCGGCAGCCAUAGUACGUGGUGACCAGGUGGCAGCCACUGAGGAGAAGACUAUCCUGGAAGAGGCGCAGCGCAGGAGCACCAAGGAGAGACAAGCACGCAUGGAAGCUUGGAUGCCCCGCUUCUUCGUCCAGGACCUGCUCACUGGUGACUACCUCUACAAGCACGCCGACUCCCGGCCAUGGGACCCUCGAAAUGACGUUGUUCAGUUUGAGCGGAAUGGAGUGAUUCAGAGCAAGACUCGACAUCAGACACCCAUCGUGCCCUCGGGGGGCAGUAUUGUCAGCAUUGAGGGGAGCCCUCCUGAGAGUCAGGCUGGCCUGCGCAGGCGCAUCUUGCAUUCGAGCCCGCGGCAGGUGGCUGCUCACCUCACUCACCGCCACCAUCACCACCACAGGCACCAGCAGCAACAACCAGGCUCAGCUUCUGCGAGUUCCAAGAAAGAUAGAAAGAAGAAAGUCGCUGUUGGACAUCUCCACAGUGGUAGCUCCUCGGCUGAGCGAGGCGCCUGCUUCUCCUGUGAUUCCACCGACAGCGAAGCACUGGCAGCAGAGGCAGGCAAAGGGGUAGCAGCACGGUUGGGUCUGCAGCCAAGCCGAGCAGUGCUGUCGGGCAGCUCCAUAUCUCAAUCCCUGGGUCCCGCCCUGGCUCCUCUGCAGCGCUCCCUGGAGGAGGCGAACACCACCCUGAACACGUUACAGCGACACCUUGAACAUGUGCUGCUGCAGCAGCGACAACUUGAACACCGGCUCAGCCAGCGCAACGACGUCACACCCGUGGUCCUCAUUGUGUUUGUCCUGCUCGCAUUACAUCUUUUACUCUGGGGCUGGUUAACCUCCUGAUCGCGCUCGGCUGGCUAUGUUGUCUGACCUGCAAGGACAGCGAUACUCUUUCCAGAUGUCUGCUUGUGAUUGCCAGUGUAGCAUGCCUUGCAUGCAGUGUAUGAUACUGGUAUGGGUACUGCAGUAGUACUGGUACCUUGUACACAGUGCUGUGAUCACCUGUGUAGCAUACCCCACCUGCAGAGUAUGGUAUUGGUAUGAGUGGUGCCGGUACUAUGAUGGUACCAAUACCUAUUGUACCGAUGCAAGGUACACAGUGCUGUGAUCGCCAGUGUAGCUGCCCCACAUGUGUAUGAUAUUGGUACCAGUGGCUUUGGUACUGCAGUGGUACCAAUUCUUGAUGGUACACAGUGCAUGGCACAAGUGUGGCCGCAGCAUUGUACCGGUAACAUUGAAAGCUCCAUAGCCAUCGUGCAUGCGACAACACUAAGCUAAGGAAGGUGAGUGUGGUAGACUUCCACACCCCCCUCUGCGUCGUAGAGCCGCGGAUACAGUGGGGGUACCAGUACACAGCUUGACGGCGGCUCUGGUCAUACAGAUGCUGGUUAUGGAAUUUUUGAGGUGGACUGGGUCACUUUCUUCGUGUACAAAGACUAAUGGAAGCUUAGGAAAAAGGGCAUUGGACCCGUAGUUUAUUUUGUACAUAGGAAUAGGGUUCUGCAAGUGUGGGUGUGGUAUAAUUGCAAGUGUUGAGUAAGUGUAGAUCUUGAAUGUAGGCACAUCAUGAACUUGGCUGUGUCACUGUACCCCUCAGUACUGCCAGGAAGAGUGCGUGGUUUCUCACGUCGAAAGCUGCAUGGUGUGGAUAAGUAAGAGGAGACCUCUGCCCUGUGUUACAUAAAUAUCAGGUGAGCUUUUCAAGUAUGGCAACUGCCCUCACAUACCAGCCUCUCUGUGCCAUCUGGUUCUGGACAUUGCUGUCAGAAGGACAGCUCUGUUCUAUGGUAAUAGCGCCCUGAGUGUUUGGAAACCAGUGCUGACCACUUAAGUUGGGCCACUGUACAUAAAAAAAGACAUGCAACCAUCAGUGUUACUGCUGCAAUGAGCUACGUGAUGCCACUUCAUUUAGUGUGGCUCAGCUUUCUUUUGUUAGCUGGGGAAGAAAGUUGAGCUUCUUGGCCAACCUCCUGCACAUGAUAAAACAGCUUUAGAUAUCAUGAGCAUCUUGAGUGUGCACCUAUAGCACCACUGUGUGGUUUAGUUAAAGCAAAAGGUCCUCCCUCCCCCUUUUUUCUCCUGUGUGAAUGAAAGUAUUUUAGGUGUUCAGAAAAUACGCUAAAGUUGAUGGGCUGACUAUUCAUCACUGAAAGAACGCUCCAAGUGAAGAGAUUGGAUGGGGGAUGUACGGAAGGUUCAUCACUACACAGCUUGUAACUUUAGUUCGGUGUGACAAAAAGAAAAGAAAAAGCAAGCAAACGAAACGAAACAAAAUUGCUUGUCAAAACUGUCUUCACGCACAUGGAGGCAAGUGUCUGAGAAGCAUUCUGUUAUGGGCUCAUCUUUUUCGUGUAGCUGGAACUGCAAUGAAUGGCAUUGAAUACAUUCUGUAGAGGAAACAGAUUCUGCAGUUGUGACUGCACUUAGCACCUCUCUCUGUGGUCAAGGCACUGCUGCAUUUCUGGGGCUCUGCAACCAAAUUUGGAACGUGAGAAUGUCGCCCACCUUUUGUUCUCAAAUAUGCGAACUAUCAAGCAAGCAUGGUGGUUGCGAGUCUCUUGGAAUGUCUUCAUAGCAUACACACUUGUUCGUGGUGGUACAUAUCCCAGUUAAUAUAACGUUAAUAUCCCAGUUACACAGGGAACUUUCGAUCGUGACUGAGUUUAUUGACAUCAAAUUACAUGAUCGUGAAUGGCUAUUUUGUGCUUGCUGCAGAAGGGAGCUGCAGAAGAGAAAUUCAAUCCCUAUCAGGCUUGAUCGGGAUCAAAAGUGCCCGUGUGGCUCAGAUAUAAGUAUUAUUAUCUGUGCAUAACAAAAGAUCCUGUUCUGCUCUGAGGUGGAUCCAAUUUAUUGAUUUUGCCGUCUUUGAAAAGUCUUACUUUCUACCUGAUCUGCCAGCCAUACCUUCAUCGAUACAGAAUGAAUUCUGUAUUUUGUAAGGGCGUGUACUUUCUUAUUGAAGUUUACAGGUUUAAACAUGAACGUAAUGUGCAGUGCUUUGUGCUUCUUUAUGGCUUGAUUUUGUAGAAUCUGAGGAGACAGCUGGCACGUCUUUUUACCACUAAAAUAGCUAAAGCUCAGCAUGAUGGUCACUGUGACCAAACAAAUGCUGUAAAAAAGAUUUUCACUGAAACCAGCACAUAUAUGUGCAUUACUAUUAUGCAUGGUAACUUCGCACUGCAAUCAUGCUUCUGUGCAAAACAUGAAAAGGGAAAACACCCCAUUUGCUAUUAACAGUUGAUGACCACUUGUUUAAGGCAUGUUUGCUGCUAAUGAAGAAAUUACGUUUUAUAAUUUGUGUGGAGAAUAGAGCGGAGUUCGGGCACGAAUGAGCCAAGCUGUGAACGAAGUUUCAGUGAGCGCAAUAGUUUUGAAUGAUAAACUAACACAUGGUCGUGUUCUUCAUAAGGGAUGGCAGGGUGACACACACAAUGCUUAUUGAGAGAACUUGCAAGUGCAAUGGUCUUGUCGAGCAGGCUGUGGGCGGUAGCAGUUCAUGUGAUGCCAGUCAUGGCUGUGUACUUUGUGAAUGUAGACAAAGUAUUUGAAGUGUAGAGUUUGCAUAGUUAGGAGGUGACAUACGAUGAGCGUGCAAGAGACGAACUGAGAAGUGAAUGUUAUUGCUGAAUGAUGGUACUUGUAGCAACUGUACACUUCGUAGCACGUGCAGUGUCGGCUUUGACUGUUACUCUGUGCUUCACUGUUGUAUAUCUGUACUGCUAACUGCAACUGCAAGCUACUCUCUCACUUAGGGAGACCAUACGAGUCUGAAAUUACAGAAUAUGCGCUAGCAUUCUAAAAAAAAAAUCUUCAGGUUCACAUAUGACUUUAGGAUCUCGGAACUUUAGCUCUGGAGCAUAGAACGGCACGUUGUGGCAUUUCGAGGAAUCACUUAUGUAUACGACUGGGCCACUGGUCUUUGCGCUUAGGACACAAAUAUGUCAUUGCACAGAAUGUUGCGCAUGCUCUUUUUUUUACAUGCUUGCACUUGUACUGAUGUGUUGCCAUGCAGUUGCAGCAUCCUGCUUGUGCGAAUUGCACGGAAAUGCAUUACCACACACUGCUGACCCAUAGUUUCUAGAUACAAAUGCCUGUUAUGCCAUCCACUACUGUUGUGCGAGGAGCAAGGUGUCCUGCAACCAGAUUACAGCGUGAGAAAACGGGCACAUUUUCAAAGCAGAAAGUAUGCUUCUGAUAGUGCAAAUAUAUAGUGUUAUCUCUCAACAAGCGGUUGAUCAACUGACAGGCAGUUGCCGUAGCUAGGCUACAGUUGAUGCGUGCUGGAAGGACGUGGUAAUGUAGAGGCCAACUGCAACGAAUAUUUUAAUUUGGCUAAAUGGCCUACAAAUUGGUGUACAUUGAAGCAACUUUGGAAAUGCUGAAAAUCUUGCAACUGUAUAGCUUUCUUAUUAACAGCCUUUAAAUGGUACUUUAGAUUAUGACAUGUGGUUAGCUGAUGUGGUUAGCUGAUAUGACAAAAGCCCGGAAGCAUGGCCUCCGAGAUUUUCAACGUGCUGCUGGCACUGCCAUAUCUCUGAGGUCACACAAAGAAGGUGCACUGGUUCGCAACAUUCUGUUUAUACCUAUUGAUGCGUCCCACCCCCCCCUUACUUUGGUAUCAAAAACCAACUAUUUGUAUUUCUUUUCAUGGGACAUCCACUCGUUAUUUGAAAUGUAAAAUUUUGGACGGAGUCUGAAACUAGGCCUUUUACGCAGUUUAAAGCUUUGUUCCAGUUGGCCUCUUAAAUACAGCCAUAGCUGGGAUCUCUUGAAGAAGAGAAGGCAGCUGGCCAUUUCACAUACAAUUGCUGUCAGCCUAUGCGUACGUUAACCCUGAUAAAGUGGUAUUUAUGCACAAUUACAUCCUAACUUAGCCGACUAGUUCGCAUAGCAUCUGAGAAAGCGGGACAAUUUUGGUAGUCUUUCAUCACUUGUCGAUUGUGGUUUUACAGAGCAGCGUAUGCCGUGUGAGAUUUUGUUGAAAAGCUCGUUAAAUGAGGUCAUCUACUGCUAGUUGAUGUUGUCAAGCCCAAGUACUAAUCUUGCUUUGUCUGUCUCGAAGUACACUUUAAAAGAUGUCGAGCCUGUACUGUAGUUCAUCCUGAGUGGCAGUACAAAUAUCUACGACGCACUGCAUAUCACAGGGGCCUACCUGCAUAAAGGCACGUCUACAGAGGUCAAGAACAACUGAACUGUAGCUUCAAAGAAAAACUUGGGUCUGCUUUCCAUGCUUACGCGAAAAGCUUCAGCAGGUUGAGAUCACAAAUCUCAAAGUACUAAGUCUCGGCUUGCAAACUUUAUGUAAUGUAGGGCGUUUCUCUGUGCAAAUGUUUGUAAAAAAUCCUCCUAUCCGUGCACACUACUUUGGACUGGAGGACACACUGGUUACCUUGUCGCAUAAUAGAUAGUGUGAAGAAACCAGAAAAUUAUCGCUGUUUUUAUACGGAAUAGGAGAGCGGUAAUAACCUUUAUUAAAGCUGACAUGCCUUUAUAUUAUGCCAGUUGUUUCAGUUUUUUGUAAUGCUUGAGAUCACUCUUGCUUUAGCACCGAAGCAAAGGCUCAAUGUCUUGUGCAGUGGAUAGAAACUCUCGUUUGCCCCUUUUUUGGUUGAAUGAGCACUUGAGCACCCGUAUUUUAAUUGGUGCUGAUGUCGCAUCAUGUGGUUGCGGCAAUUUUUUUAAUAACUGUCACGUUCAACAAAUUAAUUGAUGUUACGAGUCAAAUGUUAUUUUUUUAUACACAAUUGUUUAGAGCACUUGUAUUGCAAAUGAACUUCUGUUAUUCAUUCUAGAUUUGAUUUUGUUUGCAAGCCUGCUAUGGGGGGUGGCUUUCGAAAGAAAUUUGUUUAACAGUGCAUUGUGGCCAUUGCUGCUACUAUAGCUGCGCAGUUUUGCACUUUAAAAUGCAUUGAUAACUCUUCAAGAUUGGGAGUGUUUGUAGAUGGUGAAGUCUUAUUACUAGCAUUCACUUUCUAAUUAUUCUUUUAAUAUACUGCUGCUUUUGCCUCCAAAACACUCGCCUCUAGCAUUGCAUUUUGCUUACACUCAGCUUACGUGCAUACGUAACCAAUCUUAACUCGACAGCAGUUAUAACUUACUGGAUUGUAGAUUGCCGAAUGCAAGAGCUUCUCUUUUGUUUAAGUUGAUCUUGUAUCGUCUUUAUCUUUCAGGUGAGAAUUCUCAAUUCACUUCUUGUGCCUCAAUGUUAACCUCGUAGGUAGGACACCUUUAGAGGUAUGAGGAGUGGAUGUGUACCAAAUAUGCUUUGCAGAUGAUGGAACGACGUUGCAUCACGAAAAUGUGUGUGGUUUUGGGAUGGUAAGAGGGCACAGUGCACGCAUCUUUCGCUUCUUCUAUUCACUGCAGCCUGAAAUGCUCCUAAAGCCUGCAGCUUGUACUUGAAUGUAUUUAAGCUUUUGUUCAUGUGAUAUGGGAACUACUAGACAACUUGUGCUCUUCGUAUGCAGCUUGGUUGCUAUUGGAAAUUGUGGGGAGCCUCACAUUGCUAGUCGUUCGCAAAGUGGCAUUUCUGUGCUGAGUGAAUACAUUAUUAUGCGUGUAUGCUUCUGUUUUUGGGCUUAUACUCUGCAGAUUGUAAAUAUCUUUGUCUGUAUACGUACUGCUGUUCUUUUGUAUCUUAUUGCUUGGAUUAUUCUCAACCAUGCUGGCAGUUAGCAUUCACUUGGACAAGCAAAAGAAUGCCUGCCGUACUGUACUAUUUGAAGCGGUUCACUAAUGUGUUCCUCUGUGUAUAGUUCGUAAAACGUGUUGCGCUCUUCCAUAGAUGCACAUUUCAGUAUGUAUGUUGCAUCCUUAAUUGUGCCAUGAUUUUGCAGUAUUUGACAUGCACCUUUGCAUCUGUUACCUGAAUUUAGUUGCUGGCAUUAUGAGCAGACAUGCAUUUAUUUUAAUUUUAUCUGUCCGCUGUUUACGCUGUGGUCGCAUACCACAGCAGCAUGUGUGUCAAGAGUGAAGAUGAAUUGUUGAACUUGGGAUUUAAGAUUUUUACAUGCGACUUGUGUAGCUGAUGAGGCCGACGACGUUCCUUCAUGGUGAAGCUGUGUCGUACCGUUGUACACUUGUCGAGUUGUUUUUAUAGAGCUGGUUACUGUAGCAUGUAAAUAAAGAAAAAGUUACGAACAGCG
Molecule: messenger RNA, 9285 nt
Organism: Dermacentor albipictus
Lineage: Eukaryota; Metazoa; Arthropoda; Arachnida; Ixodida; Ixodidae
Gene: Orp8
Product: Oxysterol-binding protein-related protein 8
Cellular component (GO): membrane; intracellular membrane-bounded organelle; cytosol
Molecular function (GO): cholesterol binding
Source: RefSeq, a predicted model, not a curated record